Molecule: messenger RNA, 3583 nt
Organism: Colletes gigas
Lineage: Eukaryota; Metazoa; Arthropoda; Insecta; Hymenoptera; Colletidae
Gene: SoxN
Product: transcription factor SOX-2
Exons: 2
Coding region: 1175-2566 (463 amino acids)
Biological process (GO): anatomical structure morphogenesis; regulation of DNA-templated transcription; cell differentiation
Molecular function (GO): RNA polymerase II cis-regulatory region sequence-specific DNA binding; DNA-binding transcription factor activity, RNA polymerase II-specific
Source: RefSeq, a predicted model, not a curated record
UGGAGAGUGGAGGUCGCUGCUACUUGUUCCACUUCUUGUCCUUCGUAUUCGUCGACGUUCGUGCACGUUCGCCGGCGUAUCGACGGCCGCUACGAGAGCACUGGGCGAAUGAAAGGACGCGCGCAUGUCACGCGCAACGGUACACAAUAGCAGCAACACGCGUUCACCAUCGCGCGGAACGAGGAAUAAUCGUGGACAGAGUGGUGACGACGGGAUCAUCUCGACGCGUAUUGGGAUCGUACGGUCCGCCGGUGUCGGAGCAGUGAUAUAUAGAAACGCGGUGUGCACGGAGCUUUUCCACGGUCCCGAGGGAAAAAUUCCGAGGAUCGUAUCCGAGGAUCGUCGCGAUCCGAUUCGUCGAGCGUAUCGCGAGCCCGCAGCCAGUCACGAGCGAGCCAUCGAGUUUCGAAAGAGAGACGGUGCAAGAGAGGGAGACGGUGAGGACACGCAGCGCGCUUACAGGGGAAGAAAGUGACAGUGCGUCAGUUCUCGGUCGGACUCUGCCGUGGAAUCGCGGACCGUUGUCGAGAAGUUGUCGCGAGAACCGUGUUGAUAUGAGAAGUAGCCGAGUGUGUACUGUGACCAGAGAACCGGAGCCACGGUGACUUUUCGUGAUACAUACCAAACAUCGAGAAACUUGCCUCGUACCCUCUUACGUAGGACAGAAUUCUCGGAAUCUGGCGGCAGUAAUGCGUCGUGGAUUCUACGAGUCGUACAGUGCGCGGUGAUCGUGUGCUCGAUUGACUGUCGUUGAUAGAUUUAUUCGGUGUACGUCGUACGGUGACGGCCGGUCGUGCAAGGAUUUAUACCGGUGACUCUUAUUUUUGUUUUCGAGACAAAAGGGAGAUAGGAAGGACGUACUCUAUAUUAUACAGAGAGUGAAACAGUGCGUCAGUGGUGUGUCGCUGAAAUUCCAACAAGUGGUGCGGACUCGGAGAAAAAAGGAAAAUCGAGCUGGCUUCCAUGUCACAGGCUCGUAGAGACUCGAGCGAACUCGUGGUCGCGUAGUGUUCGCCGGUUCAUCGCAAACGCGGUGGAGCACCGGGUUAGGUCUAUCAAGACUCGACCGGAGGAACGGUUCGACCGUUCCACAAUCUCGGCGUUUCGUCGAAUUUCUUGACGUCGAGAGGUACCAGGAAAGGGCGGCAAGCUGUACGGGCACAGGGAGGAAGACAUGCUCACGAUGGAGACGGACAUGAAGGGUGGCAGUCUGCACGGUCAGAUGCCACCGCACCCACAUCAGGGUGUAUCGCCGAUGGGCCAUCAUACGGGGGUCUCGCCUUAUGGUAGCCUCGGCUCGAUAGUGCACAGUCCAGCGCUGUCUGGUAGUCCGCCGAGCACCGGCGGCCUGGGCCUCGGUCUCCAGCACCAUCACCAGACGCCCCAGCAUCACUACGCGUCGAUGCAGGCAGCGCAACAGCAGCAACAACAACAGCAGCAACAGCAGCAAAGCAUGCAUUCUUUGGCGCAGCAGGCGGCCAGCCAACAACAGCAGCAGCACCAUCCUCACCAGCAGCAGCAGCAACAGCCGCAACCGCAGCAGCACCAUCAACCGCCCAAUAACAACAACAACACCAGCAAGAACAACAACAUCGACCGCGUGAAGAGGCCGAUGAACGCGUUCAUGGUGUGGUCGCGCGGUCAACGGCGCAAGAUGGCGCAGGAGAACCCGAAGAUGCACAACUCGGAGAUCUCGAAACGGUUGGGCGCCGAGUGGAAGCUGCUCAGCGAGACCGAGAAACGUCCGUUCAUCGACGAGGCGAAACGAUUGCGCGCCGUGCACAUGAAGGAGCACCCCGACUACAAGUACAGGCCGCGACGCAAGACCAAAACGCUGCUCAAGAAGGACAAGUUCCCGCUGGGCGGAGGUGUAACGGGAGUAGGCGGGAUGCUGGGGGUCGAUCAACGGCAAGUCGGCGCUACCGGUGGCCCGCAACAGGCGCAAUUGUCGCGCGACGUUUACCAGAUGCCCAACGGUUAUAUGCCCAACGGUUACAUGAUGCACGACCCGACGGCCGCGUACCAGCAGCACGUCGCUUACGGCGGUCACAUGGGCGGCGCGGCGGCGGCGGCGGCAGCAGCCUCGGCCGCCGGUUACCCAAGGUACGACAUGGGUCACCACAUGGGCGGUGGCAGUCCCAGUCCCAUCAACAGCUACAUGAACGGUUACGGUGGCUACGGGAGCACCACCGUGCCCGGCGGUUCGCCGUCGCCCUAUCACCAAGCCCAGCCCGGCUCUCAGAUGUCGAGUCACAGUCCCAGCGGUAGCAGCAUAAAAUCGGAGCCAACGAGUCCGGCGAGCGGCGGCAUUCACACGCCGACGCCCACAGGAGCGUCGUCGACGUCCGGGGCCGGUGGCCAGGUCGUGAAACGGGAAUACAUGGGCCAGCAGCAGACGCAGCAGUCCCAGGGCGACCUCAGACAGAUGAUCUCGAUGUAUUUGCCGCAGGGCGUCGAGCAGGGGGUCGUGCAACACGGUGCCGGUGUCUACUCGCCGGGACCCUCGCCGGAUCCGCUCGCGCAGCAUCACUCCGCCAUUCCGCCUCUCACUCAUAUGAUAGCUUAGAGUGACAAGCUUGGACGGACGGCUGUACGCGUGGGAGAGGACUCCCUUGUAAGAAAAAUGACGGAGAAAGGGAGAACGAACGCGAAACGAUUGCGAAAUCGAGCGAACUCGGAGGCGUGGGGGCCGAAGGUGAGAUCGCAAACGAUUUCUCGCAACCUCGGGAGAAAAUUUCACCGACCGAAGAAGAGAGGAAAUUAAUCGAGAUCGAAAGAAAACGAGAACGGUCUUGGACACGGCGCGGAUCCAACGUCGAGGACUCGGACGCCAUUUUGCGUACGCGUCUAGAGAGCAGCGACGGGUUCCGUGGAAACGAUUUGGACGAUCAGGUACACCGAUGGAAGAAAGGAAAAAAAAAAAAAAAAAAAUACAAGCGACACGCGCGAAAUUGUGUAUAUAAUACCGUCUAACCGCAGCAAACGAUUCCCGGAGAAAUGUGUCAUCCGCGACCGGGCGUGCAAGACCUUCCGGUUGUUCCCGAAGCUUGCGACGAAUCGACGCUCCUGCAGCCCCCACGUUCUUCGACCCUCGUUUCGUUGGAGAGCGUUCCUUUUCCGUCGACGCGACGACGCGGGUGAGAAACGGGUGCGAAUGGAGAUGCGUUUUCGCGAAACACGAGAGAAAGAGUCGGUGAGCGAGUGAAUGAGUGAGUGCAUGAGUGAGUGAGAGAGAUGAUCGCUAGUCGACGACACGCGUCUUCGUUUUGUUCCCCUCCUUGCCGAGGAGCUCUCGUUGCGUCGCGUAAGAAACUCGCGGCGAUCGACGAAAGGGAUCGAUCGAUCGAGCGUGCGAACGUCAACGGAUCCGUCUCGACGCGAGUAUCGCGACCCGCGCGCGAAAAUAGAGAAAAGAAGACGAGAACACCGCGAAACGAUAAAACCUUACUGUGAUAAACGAACGCUGCACGACGUAGCACGCGUGCAAGAAAGAAAUAUCCAGGGUAUACCCGUGAGGGAUGUAAAAGGGGAUGAUAGAGAGAAGAGAGAGAGAGAAGGGGUCGGCAGUAAGUGCGUGAGAAUA